AUGGCCCUCCAGACUAGGCCAGAACCGAUGAAUGCAUCGCCAUAUCAUUCUAAAGUCAAAGUCUCACUCAUAUUGUCCGACCCCACCUUCGUAGCAGGCAGCAAUGUAUCUGGUAAAAUGGAACUAGAAUGCCGUGCAGACAUGGACUCAGGUCUAGGUAUUGGCGUUAUAAUGGUUGAAUUAUUUGCUAUCCAAGAAAUAACGGCCCGCGACCAUUCAGCAACGUCUACUUUUAUUCACACUCGUCGCCUUUUCCAGGGCCCAAAUCUUCCCCCAUCCAAUGCCGUUCUCACGGAACACGAAGUCCAGCUAGACCCAUCCGAUCCACCUCUGCCAACACACCAUUACCCUGCACGGCGUGGGCUCACCACUUUCUUUUUUCGCUUUCCCAUACCCCCUACCUCCCCGUCUUCCAUUGCCUUUGGAGAUGCAAGCAUUAGAUACGAAGUCCGCGCAAGCGUCGGCGUUGCGUGGAGAGGUGAGAAAAGAGUUGUCACAGACAAAAAGGAUGUCAGCAUUGUGGAGGGAUGGGAGGCCUCUCUAACAAGGGCAGUGCAUCCUGAAGGUGUAGUCCUCGCGGAUGGUGGAAGAAUGUGGGUACAAGCGAGAGUCGUUGGCGGCAUCGUCGUUGCAGGCGAAAGCGUCUGCGUUGAACUUCAACUGAAAAACCACUCUCAGAAAACAACGACAGGGGUUACCCUUACUCUCACACGCACCCUCCACCUAUCACAUCCCCCACCCGAUAAACCCCACCUGGGCACAUCUGAAACGCUCACAAGUGUUGCAUUCAUUACUUCCGACUAUAUCGUCCCACCAGGUUCUGAGGGUGUCGCGCAUCUCGUCGUCGACGUUCCUCGCACAGCUCGUGGUGCGAGAGGUGGAGUGCGGGUGGGUGGAGAUAGCGAGGACGGGACUGGGAGAAGGGUAGAGGGAAAAGGAGUGAGUUUAACGGAUGCCCUUUUCGAAGUUCGUUGUGUUCUCAGCGUAAAAGUUGAGAUGCCCCUUGGCACACAACCCAUUAUCCUGGAUCUCCCCGUCACUAUAUUUCAUCCUUUGGCAGCCCCGAUAGCACCGUUACCGCUUUCACCCCCUCAAUUCACCUCCCCUCCCCCGGAGCAGGCCUACUACCCACCAGGACUCCCUUAUCCUAUUUCAGAAACUGGUUAUCCCAUCAUGGAGAGCAACUACCUCGGAGAACGCGCAUAUGCUCAUGCCCUUUCCCCACCUCCAAUUUCCAGCCUUUCCCCAGUUCCUUAUCCUCCACACACUCACCAGAUGUAUGCGAAUCCAACGCCAGGCUGGACUUCCCCUCAGCACGCGGACUAUAACUAUCACCCUUAUCCGAAUCCAACGGUAGAUCCCUCCGUGCAGUACCAACAUCAUCAGGCUUUCCCGCCCUAUCCUGUUCCCCUUUCUCCUCAUUAUGCGCAUGGUCAGCUUUCUCCGCCAGGGCAGCCUUACCUAUCUCCCGGUCUCUCCCCUAUUGAUUCCUUGAGCGGCGGCGCAUCACCCGCCGCCAAUUCGAAUCAAGCUAUCUCUGACCAUGAUAUUCCGUUUUCUGAGCCUCUUCCUGGACCUCUCCCUCAGUCCGCGCAACCAUACCAAUCUCCCAUCUCCGCAAGUCUCUCAAUCACCAUCCCUCCUCUGCCGAAUCCACAUGAUACCCAGGGAGUCAUCCACUCUCCGCGUCCAGCGCCCUCUCCAAAGCACUCCACUCAUACUGUAUCUAUCCCUGUAGCCCUUCCAGCUGUCGAUACUUCGACCUCCAUUGCGAAUGCCGACUCCCACACGUCCAACACUAAUGUAUCCACUUCCCCCCAUUCUCAUGCUUAUGCAUAUGCGUACACCACUGAAGCUACUAAAUCAUCCCGUGUACGCGCACUCGAGAAGAUGGCGGACGACGUAGCGAGGAAAAGUCAAGACUUGAGCGGCGAUCUGCCCAAGGCGCAGGUCAACGGUGGGGAUAAUACGGGAGUGGAUGCUUUGAGCGGGAAAGAGGAAGAGAAGGAGGGCAAAGAAAAAACCCUCCCGUCUCCUCCUGUCCCCUCUACGAAAGAUCGAUUACUGGCUCUUUCAGGUCGACGUCCACGCGUAGAUGAUAUCUUCUCUGCACCUGAAGCCGACGCCGACGCCAGUACCACCCCACCCACGCCGCCUCUCGCUGCCAUCACACCCGUCAAAUUCACUCGACUCGCCCCAACCAUGACAAUGACCGAAAUGACCUCAGGUUUGGGUGCUGGGGCGGGUAAGCAAAAGGCCACCGCUCUGACAGUGCCGGAAGAAAGCGGUCUUGACGCCCUGGAACGACGGUUACUCGCCGAGGUUGGAACACGGAAGCUCGAAAGGGAUACUAUGCGACCUGACGCGAGAGCCGUCGUACACCCUACAGCAAGGGCCGCCGUCAUGCCCAUCACGAUACCACCCUCGACAAACGGGGUAUUAGUGGAGGGUGUCAACGAUAGCGCAAUAUCGAGUCUGACACUCGCAGGUGGGAAGAGUAGUGAGGAGAAGGGAGGGAUGGGUUUCGGAUUGGGGGAUAGAAGAGGGUGGGAAAGUGAGCUGGAGCAUGAACAUGAGUACGAGAACGAGAACGAGCAGGAUCGGGAUUCGGAUGAGCGGACACAGCAGCCUGGUGGAAGGUUCAGCGAGGAUGGAAAGGAUGUACAAGGGAGACGGAGGAAGUCACACGAGUACUUUGACAGGGCGGCAGAUAAGUUUCAGGACAGGAGCGGGAACAAGGACAAAGACAAGGAUAAAGACAGGGAUAGCAGUGGCGAUACAGAUAUACAAAAGCGCACAGGCAGACGGAAGUUCCGGGAGCUGGAGAAAGGUCCCAAGGGCGAGGAAGUGCACAAGUUGCGCAAAGAGGCAAAAGGCCGGAUCGCCGCAUGGCUGGGACAGAUCGACCCUGCCGUUCCUCCACCAGCUGUGGACGACUCGUCCCCGAUGCCAUCGCCAUCAGUAUCCCAUUUCGUUCCUAUCGUCGCCAAGGAAUCUUUCCCCCCACCUCCCCUCACCCCCGUGACUGCAGUGGAGAAGCCUGUCGGUGCCGAUCAGGGCGGCGUUCAGAAGGAAGAUGUAUCCGCCUCUCCGAAUCCUCGUUCGUCUGGGUUCGUGCCUAUCGCGACAUUGAAGAUGACCGCGACGCCCACGUCAGCGGACAAGUCAUCGACGCGCUCUCCAGUCGAGGCCAUGGCCAAAAUGGGCCCGCCAGCUUCCCAUCACACCCACACCAAGAAACCGUCACCCACCCUCCCCUUCGCACCCCCCAAAUCCAACAAGUCGCCCGACCCUCCACCCGCAGCAGACAAACGACCCGUCCCGACGAAACAGCCCGCCAACGCCAACGCCUUCCUCUCACCCUCUCACCACCGCGGCCUCUCCCCACGUCUACCCCGAUUCCCGGCACAGCCCCCGGAUCCAGAGGUCAAGUACGACAUCCGUUCCGCGCGAGGAGGCAGGGGCGGCAAG
Messenger RNA from Serpula lacrymans var. lacrymans S7.9, 3471 nucleotides. RefSeq lists its product as uncharacterized. NCBI's taxonomy places the organism in Eukaryota, Fungi, Basidiomycota, Agaricomycetes, Boletales, Serpulaceae. The record is from RefSeq and is a predicted model, not a curated record. The transcript has 4 exons. The annotation marks the transcript as partial.